Messenger RNA from Paramecium primaurelia, 576 nucleotides. Lineage: Eukaryota; Ciliophora; Oligohymenophorea; Peniculida; Parameciidae. The record is from the annotation of a GenBank genome assembly.
AUGAAAACAAAUUAAAUGGAAGUAAAAAGUAAAUAUAUGGACUAUUAAUAAUAAAAUACAAAUAAUUAAUAAACAAAAAACACAAACUUUAUUCGUCCUUAAACUACAUUUUCAGCAAGAAAGACAUAUUCCUUUCGAAAUGAAAAAACUUAUGAUUUAGAUUAAAAAUUUUAAAUAAGUGCAAGAACUACUAGUAAAAGAGUAUAGUCAGGAUAAUAAAUUAAAAAUUUUGAGUUAGAAAAAUAAAAUUUAUCAAUAAUUGCUAAAAUAAUGAAAAAAUCACAAAUACAUAAAAAAGUUAAUCUAAAAAAAUAUGAUUUAGAAAAUCAUGAUAUAUAACCUACAUUUAUGUUAGAUGAUACUGAUUCUUAAACAAAUAAAUUAAUUAAAUGCAUAGAAUUCAAUCCACUUAAUUCAAUUUAAUAAGAAUAUAAAAAUUUAAUGCCAAAAGAUGAUGAUUUCAUUGUUAAAUUAAAUUUCUAAUAAAUACAAUCUAGAGAAAAAAUAUAAAAUCCUAAUAAAUAAAACGUAUUCUAUUCAAAAGCAUAAAGUUAAUACAUCCAAGAUUCUAUUUGA